Colletotrichum higginsianum IMI 349063 is the source of this 2556-nucleotide messenger RNA. RefSeq names its product Mitochondrial escape protein. The transcript is spliced from 3 exons. The record is from RefSeq and is a predicted model, not a curated record. Gene Ontology annotation, molecular function: RNA binding. NCBI's taxonomy places the organism in Eukaryota, Fungi, Ascomycota, Sordariomycetes, Glomerellales, Glomerellaceae. Gene Ontology annotation, cellular component: mitochondrial inner membrane. Bases 1 to 2556 code for a protein of 851 amino acids.
AUGUUUCGCUCCGGCAUGAGGCCUGCGGCCAAGCUGCGGGCGACAUGGGUCCCGACUCGGCCAUUUGCGCAACCCCAGCGCCCGGGAGCCGUCCUGCGCGCCGCGACGAAGGCUUGGGAGAGCACGUUGACCGGCGACGAGAAGUCGGGCCACAUCGCCAAAUCAGACAGCGAAUCGAUUCUCUUCUUCGACAAUCUCUUUCCCCUGAAGCUCACGUACCUUCUGCGGCGAUCAUGGUCCACAGACCGCGAUCUGACUGAUCUCCUCAAACGCUUCGACAGCUCCAGCGGGGGUUUGGGCACGGAUCCGAUCAACCUGGUUAAACGAGCCAUUCCGAACGAUCUCCCGAUCAAGGUUACCGAGAUCCUACCUCGACUCAAAGAUGGAGGAGCAUUCGUCAAGUUCAGCCACGGCUCCGACGUUGUGCCCAAGGACAUCGAGAACUCUCUUGCACAGUCAUUAGAGAAGCGCCCGCUACGGCCGUGGUUCAACCCCUUCCGUGGAGUCAAGGCCGGCCUUGUCAGAGGCGUCCCAUGGCUCGAAGACCUCUAUAGGUUCCCGAAAAGCCGCGUCAAGAUCGAAUUCACGGGAAAGGAUGCGGGCGCUGAAGCCGUUGAGCUGUCGCAGGAAACACUGUACAGCGUUUUCCGUCGUUACGGCAAAAUCGCCGAAAUCACUUCUCAGCCGUCCGACUCGAAGAUCUUACCCAAGUACGCAUACGUCGACUUUGCCCUCGUACGCGACGCCAUUAUGGCAAGAAACUGUCUGCACGGAUUCGUCGUUGACGAGGCACUGGGGGGCGGCAAGCUGGGCACGAGGCUCCGUCUUUCGUACGAGCAAAAGGUGAAGCCGCACAACAUUUGGAACUGGCUCACCAGCCAUCCCAGGGUAGUCAUCCCUGUUGUUGCAGCUCUUCUCGCCGCCUUCACCGUCGCCGUGUUCGAUCCGAUCCGCGAAUUCUUCGUCAAAGCGCACAUUCAGCAUUCCUUUCGUCUGACGAACAACAAGCUCUACAGAUGGAUCAAGAACCAGACCUCCGAUAUCAUUUCGUCUUUCGGACACAAAAAGGCCGACAAGGCCGGGUUCAAUGCGGUAUGGCAGCAUCGGAGGGACCUGAUCGAACAGAUUCAGACCUGGCUUCUCGAGAGUUCGGAUACCUUCAUCGUCGUCCAAGGCCCCAGGGGAUCCGGAAAGAAGGAGCUUGUUUUGGACCAAUCGCUGAAGGGACGGAAGAACGUGCUGGUCAUUGACUGCAAACCAAUCAUCGAGGCAAGGGGCGAAAGCGGGACGAUCAAGCACCUGGCCAACGCAGUGGGAUACAAGCCAAUUUUUGCCUUUCUGAACAACAUGAGCAGCAUGAUCGAUCUGGCAGUCCAGAGCACGACAGGUGUCAAGGCUGGAUUCUCCGAAACCCUCGAGUCGCAGGUGGUCAAGAUACUCCACACGACUGCCGAAGCCCUGAAAGAGGUCUCUCUCGCUGGCCGCGACAAGGAUGGAAAGGACGGCGAUCUAUCAGACGACGCCUACUUGGAGGCUCGUCCGGAUAAGCGCGCCGUUGUGGUGAUCGACAACUUCCUGCACAAGAACGAGGGCUCAAGCAUUGUCUACGACAAGGUUGCGGAGUGGGCUGCUGCCAUGGUACAGAACAAUGUCGCCCACGUCAUCUUUUUGACAGAUGACACGGCGUACUCAAAGUCUUUAUCAAAGGCAAUGCCAGACCGCGUUUUCCGCCAAGCUUCCCUCGGCGACCUCUCCCUUGACGUUGCCAAGAAGUUCAUCAUCAGCCGACUGGAAGAGGAUGAGCUUGACAAGGUCCGAGAGCACUCAAAGGAAGCGAACGAGAAGACGGAGGACGCCGUCGAAACACACGAAAAGCCCGACCUCUCAGAGCUCGACUCGGCCAUCGGUAUUCUGGGCGGUCGUCUUACCGAUCUCGAGUACUUGGCCCGGCGGUUGAAGGGUGGCCAAAGUCCGCAGCGAGCCAUUGAGGAUAUCAUCAACCAGAGCGCAACGGAAAUCGUCAAGAUGUAUCUUUUGGAUGGCAAAGACACAUUCGAGGGCAAGAAGUGGUCCAUGGAGCAGGCGUGGUACCUGAUCAAGGAACUCGCCUCACAUGAAGCCCUCCGAUAUAACGAGGUGCUUCUUUCCGAUACAUUUGCUUCGUCUACCACGGCCGGGGCCUCAAACGGUGAAUCGGCGCUGGAAGGUCUGACGAACGCUGAGCUCAUUACCGUUGAGACGUACAACGGCCGGCCGCAGACGAUCCGUCCCGGCAAGCCUAUGUAUCAAGCCGCCUUCAGCUUGCUUCUCGACGACCGCGUUCUCAGAGCCAAGUUGGACCUCGCUAUGCUCAAGGAGUUGACCAAGGUUGAGACCAAAACCAUUGAGAAGGCCGAGAACGAACUGGCGCUGCUGGGUAGCUUGCCGAAACAGCCAUCUCAAACGGGAGCUCGCGUGUCCUAUCUGCUCGACAAACUGGAAGGAAGCCAGACCAAGAUCACGAAAUAUGAGAAGGAGAUAGCGGCAUUGAAGAAGGUCCUGAAGCACAACUACUAG